Molecule: messenger RNA, 1386 nt
Organism: Lodderomyces theae
Lineage: Eukaryota; Fungi; Ascomycota; Pichiomycetes; Serinales; Debaryomycetaceae
Exons: 1
Coding region: 1-1386 (461 amino acids)
Biological process (GO): septin ring assembly; endoplasmic reticulum inheritance
Cellular component (GO): perinuclear endoplasmic reticulum; cortical endoplasmic reticulum; endoplasmic reticulum membrane
Source: RefSeq, a predicted model, not a curated record
AUGUCUUUCCCAUCGAAAACCAUACACAGAGUCAUCAGGGCCCUAUUUGCAACCUUAUAUCUAGUAUGGGUUAUCCUUACCAUCCCACUUGCUUUUGAUGUUGGUGGAGUUAAUUGUGGAUUAGCAUUUUCAUUGACAUUACUAGUCACAUACUUUGUACUCACAACUAUCCAACUACUAGCACGGCAGACUAGAUAUUUCAAAUGGGUUUCCCUUGUUUAUUAUGGCCAACAUUUCCUUAUUCCUAGUUUAUUAACUUAUUUUCUCAGUUAUUAUAGUAACAAAAAUGGUACCAACAUUGAGUCCAAGUUUAAUCCAGUAUUGGUAUGGAAGUUUCUUUUGAUUAAUGCUACACCAAUAAUCACGAUAUUGGAAGGGUUUUGCUCGUUGUUGUUGAUUCAGGCCGUGGGUCAAACUGUCAACUGGUUAACUUUAUACAAGUCCGACUCGUGGUUGAUUAUUUCUUUGAUUGGAAGUGCCGUGGUUGACACUGGUGCAUUUUACUGCUUGUACAGGAUUUAUGUUCUUCCCAUCACAAUUGCCAUACUGGAGUCAUCGCUAUUGGGCUCGUUAUUGACAUUGACAUUUGGCUUGUGCUUAUUUGGAAUUGUUAGUGGUAAGGGAUCAAUGAUUGAAUCAUCAUUGUUGUUUGCAUACAUCGUCAGAUGUAUAUAUGAAACAUUCCCCUUCUUGUCGGAAAGUGCUUCUCAAGCUUUGACAAAUUUGUUGUCACUGGCUUCGCAAAAUGUCCGUAACGAAAUACCCAAAAUCCCUCCGUCGAUUAUGAAUCCAAUCUCGGAACUUGUCCCCUUUUUAACAAAGACUUUCCCGCUUUCGUUCAAGGGGGUAUGGGAAUACUUGGUUGAAGCUUCGCAGAAGUUGCCCUUGUCAUUGUUGCUCAAUUUGGCUUAUCGCAUAGGCGUCUUUUACGCAGCAACCAAAAUCAUCCCAUCAUUGUACAAAUCUGCUUCUUAUCCAUCAACAACACCAUUGCAGCAAAGAUCAAGACAAUCUUCCAGCACGCGUUUAUCUUCUUUAAGCUCAGGUGAACGUGCCCCUUUGAAAUCAAGAAAAUCAUUCCAUCUCAAACCUCCACAUCACCAACCACCCUCAGCGAUUAUACGGCUCAUUUAUGCCUAUUCCCCAUGUUUGAUAAUUGCUGUUUACACACAUUUAAUGUUGUCAUACAUUGGAGAGUUGGGUGUUGAAUUACAAGUGUGGCCCUUGUACGGAAGUUCCGGUACGAAAAUAGUGGUUCAUCCGUGGAAAUUUUGGAACUGGGUCAAUAUGGGAACAACAUUGAUUCUUUAUGUUGCAGAACUACUGAAUAAUGAGAGCUCAUCGGGCGGCGGCAACAGCUUAACAAGUCAUUGGAAGAUAGAGUAG